Molecule: messenger RNA, 414 nt
Organism: Microplitis demolitor
Lineage: Eukaryota; Metazoa; Arthropoda; Insecta; Hymenoptera; Braconidae
Exons: 2
Coding region: 1-414 (137 amino acids)
Source: RefSeq, a predicted model, not a curated record
AUGGAGAUCAUGAUGAUUGUUAAUAAUGAUGAUCAUAAUGGUGCUGAUGAUGGUAAUCAUGAUGAUCAUGAUGAUGACUAUGAUGGUGAUUAUGAUGGUCCUCAUUAUGGUUAUCAUAACAACCAUCAUGAACAUCGAGACCACCAUCAUGAUCAUCAUGAUCACUAUAAUGAUCAUCAUGAUCAUUAUCAUGUUUACCAUCAUAAUCACCAUAAUGAUCAUUAUGAUGAUCGAGAUGUUAAUCAUGACGAACAUGAUGGUAAUCAUGAUGAUCAUAAUGGUGAUCAUAAUAAUAAUGGUUGUGAUCAUCAUCACGAUUAUCACGAUAUCCAUCAUUAUCACUAUCAUGAUUAUCAUGAUCACCAUUAUGAUUAUUACGUCCAAAAUUGGUAUGAAAUUAUUUCAGUUUUGUGA